AUGAGUCGAAGUGCUACUAUAGUUAUUUCCUAUGUUAUGAUAUCUACAAGUAUCCCAGCUAAUGAGGCAAUUAAGUUUGUUUAGAAGAAGCAUUCAAAAACUUAUCCAAAUUAACAUUUCAUUGAGGAACUUAUCAAACUAGAAAAAUAAUUAAAAGCAGGUAGAGAUAUACAAAAAUUGCCAUUUGAAAUUUAAAAAGAAGAAGAGAAAAAGGAGUAUGAAUAUUGA
This is a messenger RNA of Stylonychia lemnae, 228 nucleotides long. NCBI's taxonomy places the organism in Eukaryota, Ciliophora, Spirotrichea, Sporadotrichida, Oxytrichidae. The record is from the annotation of a GenBank genome assembly.